This is a messenger RNA of Cucurbita moschata (crookneck pumpkin), 1448 nucleotides long. Its product is annotated as vacuolar cation/proton exchanger 5-like. Gene Ontology annotation, cellular component: plant-type vacuole membrane. Gene Ontology annotation, molecular function: calcium:proton antiporter activity. Gene Ontology annotation, biological process: intracellular calcium ion homeostasis; calcium ion transmembrane transport. The record is from RefSeq and is a predicted model, not a curated record. NCBI's taxonomy places the organism in Eukaryota, Viridiplantae, Streptophyta, Magnoliopsida, Cucurbitales, Cucurbitaceae.
AUGCUGUCUAUUAAUGCUGUCGUAUAUGAAUGUUCUGGAAGGUUUCAAGUUGGUACGAGAAUGUCGGAGAGUUUUGCUUACAAGAGCGUGAAGAUUGUAAUCUUCUCAAAUAAACUCAACUUCCUUAUGUCUUUUGGGCCGCUAGCAAUUCUUGUGGAUAAGUUGACUGGACACAAUAGUUGGGUCUUCUUCCUGAGUCUAUUGGGUAUCAUACCGUUCGCUGAGCGGUUAGGUUAUGCAACAGAGCAGCUGGCUUUUUACACUGGGCCUACAGUUGGCGGUCUACUAAAUGCUACUUUUGGAAAUGCAACAGAACUCAUCAUAUCAAUUUUUGCACUGAAAAAUCAAAUGAUACGUGUUGUUCAGCUAUCCUUGCUAGGCUCAAUUCUGUCGAACAUGUUGCUGGUGCUUGGUUGUGCAUUCUUCUGUGGUGGGCUUGUUUUCAACAAAAAGGAACAGACUUUUAACAAGGCAGCUGCUGGUGUCAACUCAGGAUUGUUGUUAAUGGCUGUCAUGGGCCUUCUUUUUCCUGUUCUUCUCAACUACACCCACAGCGAAGCCCAUUUUGGGAAGUCGGAAUUGGCACUUUCUAGAUUCAGCAGUUGCAUUAUGCUUCUGGCUUAUGCUGCUUAUCUUUUCUUUCAGUUAAAAAGUCAGAGGAAUAAUUAUUCUUCCGUUUAUGAGGAAGAAACUCGGAGUGAAGAAAUCUCAGAUGAAGAUGAAGCUCCUGAGAUCACCAAGUGGGAAUCAGUUAUCUGGCUAUCAAUUUUGACUGCCUGUAUCUCCGUUCUAUCAGAAUACUUGGUUGAUGCAAUCGAAGUUGCAUCUGAAUCAUUGAAAAUCCCAGUGUCGUUUAUUAGUGUUAUACUGCUUCCGAUUGUGGGGAAUGCUGCUGAGCAUGCAAGCGCUGUUAUGUUUGCUAUGAAAGAUAAGCUUGAUAUUUCUCUGGGUGUAGCCAUCGGAUCAUCAACCCAGAUAUCUAUGUUCGGGGUUCCCUUCUGUGUGGUAAUUGGGUGGAUUAUGGGACAACCAAUGGACUUGAACUUUAAACUCUUCGAGACAGCUACACUUUUUAUAACUGUAAUAGUAGUAGCUUUCUUGCUGCAGGAAGGAACUUCAAAUUACUUCAAGGGACUUAUGCUUAUCCUUUGUUAUCUGAUAGUGGCAGCUAGUUUUUUCGUGCACGUUGAUCCUCCUUUACCCGAGGGCAAACUGGAGAGUUUGAAAGCGUAGCUGAGGAGGAACCUUCAGUGAAAUUUAGAAGGGUUCUCUCCAAGAAAACUUAGCUCAAAGGUUGUGUUACAAUGCAAGAGGUGCUGUAAGUGCCUAAGCAUACUGGUCUAUCUUGGGCUUCUUUUAACUAGGAAACAUGAUUCAGUGUAAUUUUACUGUAAAUAUUGUUCAUUUCCAGAUGCUAGACCUGCAACUUUUGUGAAUAAAAAUGUGUU